Molecule: messenger RNA, 1363 nt
Organism: Salvia splendens (bonfire salvia)
Lineage: Eukaryota; Viridiplantae; Streptophyta; Magnoliopsida; Lamiales; Lamiaceae
Product: probable UDP-arabinopyranose mutase 2
Exons: 4
Coding region: 85-1167 (360 amino acids)
Biological process (GO): plant-type cell wall organization or biogenesis; UDP-L-arabinose metabolic process
Cellular component (GO): cytosol; Golgi apparatus; plant-type cell wall
Molecular function (GO): UDP-arabinopyranose mutase activity
Source: RefSeq, a predicted model, not a curated record
AGCCAACCUCAAAAUUCAGAAAUAGCAGCCCAUCUCUCUCCUUUUCCUUCUCUCUCUCCUCAACCUCAAGCAUCGCAGGCUACAAUGGCGGAGCAGAAAGCGACACCGCUGCUGAAGGACGAGUUGGACAUAGUGAUUCCGACCAUCAGAAACCUUGAUUUCUUGGAGAUGUGGAGGCCCUUCUUCGAGCCCUACCACCUCAUCAUUGUUCAAGAUGGCGACCCCUCCAAAGUCAUCAAAGUCCCAGAGGGCUUCGAUUACGAGCUCUACAAUCGCAACGACAUCAACAGGAUUCUCGGCCCCAAGGCCUCCUGCAUCUCGUUCAAGGACUCUGCUUGCCGAUGCUUCGGCUACAUGGUCUCCAAGAAGAAGUAUAUCUACACCAUCGACGACGAUUGCUUCGUUGCCAAAGACCCGACUGGGAAAGACAUCAACGCCCUUGAGCAGCACAUUAAGAACCUCUUGAGUCCAUCGACUCCCCAUUUCUUCAACACCCUAUACGAUCCGUACAGGGAGGGUGCGGACUUUGUCCGUGGCUAUCCUUUCAGCAUGCGUGUGGGUCAAUCGACUGCUGUCUCUCACGGCCUAUGGCUCAACAUCCCUGAUUAUGAUGCUCCCACUCAGCUUGUCAAGCCCCGUGAGCGGAACACCAGAUACGUGGAUGCUGUCCUGACGAUCCCCAAGGGAACCCUCUUCCCAAUGUGUGGUAUGAAUUUGGGAUUCAACCGUGACCUCAUCGGACCUGCAAUGUACUUUGGACUCAUGGGAGACGGCCAGCCCAUUGGGCGAUACGAUGACAUGUGGGCCGGAUGGUGCACCAAGGUGAUAUGCGACCACUUGAACCUUGGGAUCAAGACGGGGCUGCCCUACAUCUGGCACAGCAAGGCGAGCAACCCGUUUGUGAAUCUGAAGAAGGAAUACAAGGGAAUCUACUGGCAGGAGGAUAUCAUCCCGUUUUUCCAGGCGGUGAAGCUCCCCAAGGAGUGCACGACUGUGCAGCAAUGCUACCUUGAACUGGCGAAAGAGGUGAAGGCGAAACUCUCAGACAUCGAUCCCUACUUCACUAAACUGGCUGAUGCUAUGGUGACAUGGAUUGAGGCUUGGGAUGAGCUCAACCCUACUGGACCAGGAGCUUCCUCUGCUGCUCCUCCUGCUGCUGCUAAAUAGAUUUGCAUCUAAAAUUAUAUCAGUAAUGUUAGUUUCUUUACAUUACUGUCGUUUAUUUUUAAUCCUGAGUUGGUUAGCGGUUUGAUUGGAGAUAUGUUGGUUAAUUUAUUUAACCUUUUAAUUUUUGUCUUGAGGGAUCAUUUCAUAUUAUGACAAUUUGGAUUCUUCGAGUAUUAUUCAUAUAUUUUUCCAUCCA